Lachancea mirantina is the source of this 534-nucleotide messenger RNA. The record is from the annotation of a GenBank genome assembly. NCBI's taxonomy places the organism in Eukaryota, Fungi, Ascomycota, Saccharomycetes, Saccharomycetales, Saccharomycetaceae.
AUGUUCCCCACCCAAACGGAGAGCUGUCUUUGUUGGACCCUGGGCAUCCUUGGGGCGCAAGAGAGCUGUGGUACUUAUGGUCGGGGCAGGCCCCCGGGGUUACGGAUCAACGGAACGGCGGCCUCCACGGGAGGCCGCCUUGGCGGUGUGCUGUCCCGGCGGGUAUGCCGCCGGUGCGGGGUAAGAUUGCGAUCGGCCACGCAGGCCAAGGCGCGGACCUCGGAGCCGAGUCAGGGCAGCUCGGGUAAAAGGGGGACCACCCUCCGGGCACGGGAGAUUAGCCGCGCACCUCUUCGAGGCACGCGGCGGUUGUUUUCUGUACAUCUGGGGGAUGCUGGCCGGCUAUUCGCGGGUCCUGGUUUGGAGGGGCCAGAGGGAGAGUUGAAGGAAGCCCCAUGUGAUCCUAAGCAAAAGCCUUUGGUGGCUACCAUCUACAGGCGUUCGUUCCUUGGCUCUGUUACUCUAUUGGCGACACUUUCGCCCCGGGGUCACCUCUUUGUCUGUCACACGGUUCUCGAUCGCUUCCGCAGAUAG